AUGCUCGCCAACGACCCCUCCCAUCGUUGGGCGCUGGAGGCCGAUCCGGAGGUCAAGGCAAGGAACCGAUAUGUCAAUGUGCAGGCGUGGGCAAAUUCUCGUAUCCAUCUUCGGGUAAACGAUGGCGAGUGCGAUUUUAUCAAUGCUUCGCCCAUUACUCUGAAGGAUUCUGUGUCCCAGGAGGAGAGAAGGUAUAUCGCGACGCAGGGACCGAAAGUAGGAAAUAUCUCCCACUUCUGGCACAUGGUAUUCCAUGAAACGAAGGAAGUGGGUGUCAUCGUUAUGCUCACCCAGACGUUCGAGUCCGGACGAGAAAAAUGCUCUCAGUAUUUCCCUCUCAACAGCGAUAAUCCUUUGGUACUUCUGCGGGAAGACGAACGUGAUCCAUUUGUGAACAACGAGAACCACCCUACCGGAGAUGGAAGCGUCGUGGGCGCGGUUGCGCUGCUAGAGACCACUUUUGACGAGAAGUCUCGUUCCGAAAUCCGCAAGCUGCGACUCACUUUGGGUGCCGAAUCGAAGAUCGUUUGGCAUUUCCUCUUUGCUGGCUGGGCGGAUUAUUCCAAGCCUGAAGGCGAUGACCGCAGCGCUCUUCUUCAUUUAAUCGAGCAAUCAGGCUCCAAGAGCACCCCGGAUAACCCACGUAUUGUGCACUGUAGUGCUGGUGUCGGCCGAACAGGCACUUUCAUUGCCCUCGAUCAUCUCCUACUGGAGCUUCAAUCUGACCAGUUGUUGCAAGUCACUGACCCAGAGGUUGACCCAGUCUUUGAAACGGUCAACCAAAUGCGCGAGCAGAGAAUGAUGAUGGUCUACAAUGAGAUGCAGCUGCAGUUUAUUUACGAAGUCUUGCGAGAACAAACCGACCGGAAGCUUGGGAAGGUUCCUGAAAUCACCGGGCGAAGGUCCGAUGAGCGGUCGUCGAAAAUGGCUAAGUUAUCUACCGAGUCCGAAUACCUGCCUUCCUCGAAACCAGAACUGGAACCUGUCUCAGAUCGUACCUUCACACCAACCAGAAGCUGGUCGGGAACGCCAGAAGUCUCCGAUAACGAAUAA
This is a messenger RNA of Aspergillus oryzae RIB40, 1053 nucleotides long. RefSeq names its product tyrosine protein phosphatase PTP1 (gene ptpB). The record is from RefSeq and is a predicted model, not a curated record. Lineage: Eukaryota; Fungi; Ascomycota; Eurotiomycetes; Eurotiales; Aspergillaceae. Bases 1 to 1053 code for a protein of 350 amino acids. Gene Ontology annotation, biological process: protein dephosphorylation. Gene Ontology annotation, molecular function: protein tyrosine phosphatase activity. The transcript is spliced from 2 exons.